Molecule: messenger RNA, 4493 nt
Organism: Oncorhynchus kisutch (coho salmon)
Lineage: Eukaryota; Metazoa; Chordata; Actinopteri; Salmoniformes; Salmonidae
Gene: pgm2l1
Product: phosphoglucomutase 2-like 1
Exons: 14
Coding region: 490-2166 (558 amino acids)
Biological process (GO): carbohydrate metabolic process
Cellular component (GO): nucleus
Molecular function (GO): magnesium ion binding; intramolecular phosphotransferase activity; glucose-1,6-bisphosphate synthase activity
Source: RefSeq, a predicted model, not a curated record
CCCGGGCAUAUCUGUCAGCUAAGAAACUACGUUUCCCACAUUGCGCUAUGAGGGUGUGAGCCCGCUGUUUUGGUGGUCCCAAAUGUAGCCCCGCGAUUGAAGGCUACUAGUUGGUUGUCACUAGUUACCACCACCACAAAGUCAAAAUUAUGUCUAAACCCCGCCUAUUAAAAAAAAAAUAUAUCUUCCUAAAAUGAUUUUAAAAUAUCCAUAACCACACUGUUAACCUUAUGCCAAACCCUAACCACAAAUUAAGACAAAAAAUAUAUAUAUAUUUUUUUGAUGACUUUUUACGACAUAUCCAAUUUUUACGUUGUGGCUGUGGUAACUAGUCCCAACCUCUACUAACUAGUUUACCAUAAUAAAGACAACUUGAGUGCCAAGAUAGGACAAGGCUGGUAAGGAUGGAAUCCACAGACCAGAGCUCAGAUAGAGGCCCUUUUGCUGGAUGGGCAAGUUGAGGAGCUGAGGCGUAGGCUCUGCUCCAGGAUGGCGUUUGGGACGGCAGGGCUGAGGGCAGCCAUGGGUGCAGGCUUUGCCCUCAUUAAUGAUCUGACCAUCAUCCAGUCCACACAGGGUAUGUACAAAUACCUGGCCAGGUCUUUCCCUGACUUCGGUAGCCGUGGCAUAGUGGUUGGAUACGACACGCGAGCGCAGGAGGCCAGUGGUUGCAACAGUGAACGACUUGCCCGGUUGACUGCAGCUGUGAUGCUUUGUAAAGAUAUUCCUGUGUUUCUUUUCUCCACAUAUGUCCCAACUCCCUUUGUGCCAUAUGCUGUAAAGAGGCUGGGCGCUGCAGCUGGUGUGAUGGUCACUGCCUCUCACAACCCUAAAGAGGACAAUGGAUACAAGGUAUACUGGCACAAUGGAGCUCAAAUCUCUUCUCCUAACGACAAGGAGAUCCUGAAGUGCAUUGAGGAGAGCUCAGAGCCAUGGAGCGAGUCCUGGAACGAGAGUUUGGCAGACAACAGUCCACUGAGGAGCGAUCCACUGAGGGAGAUAUCCAAAAAGUAUAUGGAGGACCUCAGCUCUGUUUGUUUCCAUAGAGAACUCAACACCAAGUCCCCGUUGAAGUUUGUGCACUCGUCCUUUCACGGAGUAGGGCAUGACUACGUCCAGCAGGCUUUCCGGGCAUUUGGGUUCCCCCCUCCUAUCCCUGUGCCAGAACAGAAAGAUCCUGAUCCAAACUUCUCCACUGUCAGCUGUCCAAAUCCAGAGGAAGGAGAGUCUGUUUUGGAGCUCUCCCUUCGCCUUGCUGAGAGAGAGAAUGCCACGAUUGUCAUGGCAACUGAUCCAGAUGCAGAUCGGUUGGCUGUUGCAGAGCAAUCUGACAGGUGCCGAUGGAAAGUUUUCACAGGUAAUGAACUUGCAGCUCUGCUGGGCUGGUGGAUGCUGUUCAAUUGGAAGGAGACUCACCCAGACCCGGCUGAUAGGGAGAGGAUGUACAUGCUGGCCACCACCGUCUCCUCCAAGAUCCUCAAGGCCUUUGCACGGAUAGAGGGCUUCCAUUUUGAAGAAACAUUGCCUGGUUUCAAAUGGAUCGGAAAGAAAAUACACGAGUUGGCAAAAACGGGGAAUGAAGUGAUCUUCGCCUUUGAGGAGUCUAUAGGAUUCCUGUGCGGCAGCAUGGUCCCAGAUAAGGAUGGAGUGAGUGCAGCUGUGGUUGUGGCUGAGAUGGCCUCUUAUCUUUACAACAAGAACCUGACCCUUCAUCAGCAGCUAGAGAACAUCUUUGAAACUUACGGUUAUCACAUUUCCACAACGUCAUAUGUCAUCUGCCACGACCCCCCUACUGUCAAGAGAAUAUUCACACGUCUUCGGAACUUUGAGGGCGAGAACACUUACCCCAGAUCCUCGGGUGGACACAGCAUUGUGGACGUGAGAGAUGUGACUACAGGAUAUGAUAGUAGUCAACCUGACAAACUUUGUGUGCUACCUAUGACAAAGAGCAGCCAAAUGAUCACCUUCACUCUGCAGAAUGGGAUCGUGGCCACACUAAGGACCAGUGGCACAGAGCCAAAGAUUAAGUUCUACACAGAAUUCUGUGCACCACCUGGAAAAAGUGACAUCUCAAGUCUUGAGGAGGAACUUAAGAAAGUAACAGAUACUCUCGUCGAGGAGUUUCUGGAGCCUGAUAAGAACAACUUGAUUCGCCGAUCAAUCUAGUUGGGCUUUUCAUCUCUAUACAGAUGCAUCGGUCAUAUUGUACUAUCCUGCUUAUGUUCUAUUAAUGUUUUUCCUAACUGUGAAACCAAAAUGUACUUUAGACUAUUGCUUGUCUGGGUUUUUUCAUUUGGUGUGCAAGGUGGGUUACGUGGAUUAAUAUGCAGGAGUAGAAUUUGUAAACCAGAAUCUGUUUUUGUCACAUGAGGAUUUUCCAUUUAUCUCAAAUAAGUAGCCUAAGGUAUACACCAGGACAGUCUGCCGUUCCAUGAGACAAAAUCGCAAUGAGGUGAGAUGACAUGCAGCCCCCAGACAAGGUUUACUCAUGAAAAUGCCUCUUCUCCAUUGUAGUGCACAUACCCAUACCACUAGUCCUUUUGUUCCUAGUAGGCUGUGCUAAUAGGCACACCUAAUAGAUGUGUAUGUGGUAUAUGAACAGUACCUCUCACUUGUCGCAUGCUGCUUCUAAUCUAUGUACAGUUGAUAAACUGUACCCAAAGGCUAAGUAUUGUAAGGUAUGACAUUGCACAUGUAGGUAAUGCAAAUGCCACUCCUGCCUCCCCAUCUGUUACAUUGCAUCAGUGAGCGUUACAGCUUCAAUCAUUUCAUAGUCUUAACACCUGUACUCUGUAAGUACCCAUAUCAAAAUGGUCAUCCAGAAAGGAAGAAAUACACUACGUGGCCAAAAGUAUGUGGACACCCCAGCAGUGUAGCCUAGUGGUUAGAGCAUUGGACUAGUAACCGAAAGGUUGCAAGUUCAAAUCCCCGAGCUGACAAGGUACAAAAUCUGUCGUUCUGCCCUUGAACAGGCAGUUAACCCACUGUUCCUAGGCCGUCAUUGAAAAUAAGAAUUUGUUCUUAACUGACUUGCCUAGUAAAAUAAAGGUAAAAAAAAAAAAAAAUGUUGGCUAUUUCUGCCACACCCGUUGCUGACAGGUGUAUAAAAUGGAGCACACAGCCAUGCAAUCUCCAUAGACAAAUAUUGGCAGUAGAAUGGCCCAUAUUGAAGAGCGUCGACUAGAGUGGUGUAAAGCUCACCGCCAUUGGACUCUGGAGCAGUGGAAACGCAUUCUCUGGAGUCAUGAAUCACACUUCACCAUCUGUCAGUGUGACGAACAAAUCUGGGUUUGGCGGCUACCAGCAGAAAGCUCCCUGCCUAAGUUUGGCGGUGGAGGAAUAAUGGUUUGGGGGGCUGCUUUUCAUGGUUCGGGCUAGGCCCCUUAGUUCCAGUGCAUUAUUAGCCCUAUGUUCACCUGAAUGCCAAAGUCUGUUUAUUUGUUGCUUUCUAGCUAAACAAGUCACCUGUUAUGCACAUUUUGUCAUUUCAGUUUUGACAUUUAUUUUUUCCUCAUUUAGGAGACUUUGUAGUCACAGCAAUAUGUUUUAACUACUGUGUUAUUUUUUUGAAAGGGGAAUUCACAUAUAACAAAUUUACGUAUUAGACCAACAAUUGUAAUUGUAACCCUUAAAUUUAAAAAAUGUAGUGCCGUGGAAUUCCAAAGUCUUUACUGCAACUGUCAUUUUGAAAAUGACCAUGUUCGUCAUUUUUUGGUUUCAGGUAAAAAAAAUUAUAUGAAAUGUUUUACUGUGUCUGUAAAAUGUUGUGCAGAUGAGUAGUUGACUACCUUGAAUUUCAAAAUAUUAGCUUGUAUGUAUUGUCAACCUAAAAAGGAUGAAAGUUGUAUUACUUAAAGGAAAACUCCACCCCAAAACUAUAAUUGUAUUUGUUUAAUUUGUCCAUUGUUGAUAUGUUGCAUGUAAUCAAUUAAAUUGGACUAAUGAAACAAACUCAAAUAAAAUCUAAUUUUAUUUGUCACAUGCACCGAAUGCUUAAAUGUUCCUUUAAGCAAAUGUUUGUAAAACAAUUGUUGUGCAAUAUUUAUUUCAUUUUUUUAUUUUUAUUAUGUAACUGUUUUACUCUGUUCUCCAGACCCACCUAAACUUAAAUUAUUUAAUUUGAGUACAUUUAUAUAUAUUUUUAUGCAACACAUUUAGCCAAUGCCUGUAAUAUCAAUGAUUCAAUACCAUAACCUGUACGAAUUAAUAUUGUACAUAUUUAAGAUAUCGGAUAGCAAUCCCAAAGUAAAGACAUUCUAUUGAAUUGUCAGAAUAUGAAUAUAGAGCAUAUAUUUUCAAUUGGAGGAUAAGAAAAAUGCUUGACAUUUUUGGUGAGAUGAAAUGUUAGUUCAAUGUUCAAGACUUCUGUUAAGUAUUUGUUUCUUGUUUCUGAAAUUAUAUCAGGAUUCCAAUCCAAAUGUGUACAUUGACACAUCUCCUUGUUACAUGCGUAUGCUUGUUAUUCCACCAAUAAACUCUGGUUUGCCUAAAAA